Molecule: messenger RNA, 3696 nt
Organism: Phacochoerus africanus (Common warthog)
Lineage: Eukaryota; Metazoa; Chordata; Mammalia; Artiodactyla; Suidae
Gene: RRN3
Product: RRN3 homolog, RNA polymerase I transcription factor
Exons: 18
Coding region: 43-1998 (651 amino acids)
Biological process (GO): transcription initiation at RNA polymerase I promoter
Cellular component (GO): nucleus
Molecular function (GO): RNA polymerase I core binding; RNA polymerase I general transcription initiation factor activity
Source: RefSeq, a predicted model, not a curated record
GACUUCCGGCGCGGGUUGCAAUCGUCGCGCUUGUCCGGCCCGAUGGCGGCCCCGCUGCUUCACACGCGGUUUCCCGGAGAUGCUGCUACCUCGGCCUCCGCAGUCAAGACUUUGGGCGCAUCAAGAACAGGGCUUUCAGAUAUGCUUGCACUAGAGAAUGAUUUCUUCAUUUCUCCCCCAAGAAAAACCGUUCGGUUUGGUGGAACUGUGACAGAAGUGUUGCUGAAAUACAAAAAGGGUGAAACAAAUGACUUUGAAUUGUUGAAGAACCAGCUGUUAGAUCCAGAGAUAAAGGAUGACCAGAUCAUUAACUGGCUGCUAGAGUUCCGUUCCUCCAUCAUGUACUUGACAAAAGACUUUGAGCAGCUUAUUAAUAUUCUGUUGAGAUUGAAGUGGCUGAACAGAAGUCAGACAGUGGUAGAAGAGUAUUUAGCUUUCCUUGGGAAUCUUGUAUCUGCACAGACUGUCUUCCUUAGACCAUGUCUCAGCAUGAUCGCCUCUCAUUUUGUACCUCCCCGAGUGAUCGUUAAGGAUGGCGACGUAGAUGUUUCGGAUUCUGACGACGAAGAUGAUAAUCUUCCUGCAAAUUUUGACACAUGUCACAGAGCCUUACAAAUAAUAGCAAGAUAUGUCCCUUCGACGCCAUGGUUUCUUAUGCCAAUACUGGUAGAAAAAUUUCCAUUCGUUCGAAAAUCAGAGAGAACAUUGGAAUGUUAUGUUCAUAACUUAUUAAGGAUUAGUGUGUAUUUUCCGACCUUGAGGCAUGAAAUUCUGGAGCUUGUUAUUGAGAAGCUACUCAAGUUGGAUGUGAAUGCAUCUCGGCAGGAUAUUGAAGAUGCUGAGGAAACAGCACCUCAGUCUGGUAGUGGAACAGAUGUCACAGAAGGGCUGUUUCACAUGGAUGAAGAUGAAGAAACUGAACACGAAACAAAGGCUGAUCCCGAAAGGCCCACUCAGAUGGUCCAUCCCGUAGCUGAACGCCUGGACAUCUUGCUGUCUUUGCUCUUGUCCUAUGUCAAGGAUGUCUGCUAUGUAGAUGGUAAGAUUGAUAACAGCAAGACAAAGGAUUUAUAUCGAGAUCUCAUAACCAUCUUUGACAAACUCCUGUUGCCCACGCAUGCCUCCUGCCACGUGCAGUUUUUUAUGUUUUACCUCUGUAGCUUUAAAUUGGGAUUCGCAGAAGCAUUUUUGGAACAUCUCUGGAAAAAAUUACAGGAUCCAAAUAAUCCUGCUAUCAUCAGGCAAGCUGCUGCAAAUUAUAUUGGAAGCUUUUUGGCAAGAGCUAAAUUUAUUCCUCUUAUUACUGUAAAAUCAUGCCUAGAUCUUUUGGUUAACUGGCUGCACGUAUACCUUAAUAACCAGGAUUCGGGAGCCAAGGCAUUCUGCGAUGUCGCUCUCCACGGGCCGUUCUAUUCAGCCUGCCAAGCUGUGUUCUACACUUUUGUUUUUAGACACAGGCAGCUUUUAAGUGGAAACCUGAAGGAAGGUUUGAGGUACCUUCAAAGUCUAAAUUUUGAACGGAUAGUUAUGAGUCAGCUAAAUCCUCUGAAGAUUUGCCUGCCCUCAGUCGUUAACUUUUUUGCUGCAAUCACAAGCAAAUACCAGCUCGUCUUCUGCUACACCCUCAUUGAGAGGAACAACCGCCAGAUGCUGCCUGUUAUCAGAAACACUGCUGGGGGGGACUCGGUGCAAACCUGCACAAACCCCCUGGACACCUUCUUCCCCUUCGAUCCCUGUGUGCUGAAGAGGUCAAAGAAGUUCAUCGAUCCUGUUUAUCAGGUGUGGGAAGACCUGAGUGCCGAAGAGCUUCAGGAGUUGAAGAAACCCAUUAAAAAGGAGGAGGCGGAAGACGAAGAAGAUGACUUUCUGAAAGGUGAAGCUGGGGUGACGCCGAGCUCCUUUGAUGCGCAUUUCCGAAGUCCUUCGAGUAGCGUGGGCUCCCCACCCGUCUUGUACCUGCCUGACCAGUCGCCCCUGAUGGCAAAGAUGUGUGAUUGACACACACUGCUCCCAUCAUGCUCGGCGGUACCAGGCUUCGUAUUUUUCACCAUCGCUUUGAACUAGAGCAAGUGUGUGCCUCAGGCAUCUUCCUUUCAAGUCCGACUAACUCCAGUGUCUGAACAGGUUUUUUUGUUUUUCUUUUCUGUUUUGCACCUCGAUAGACAAAAGGAAGAGGCAGACCAUCACGUGCACCGUUUUACAGUGGAGUUGGUGAUAAAUGUGGAAAGCGUGGCUUGUUUGUUGAAAGCAUACAUUUUUUGGUUACAGCUUUUUGACAUCAUUAUCAUGAAAUUUCCAAUGUCGGCAACUGCCCGUUUUUAACAGAUUGCCUUUUUAACAAGGUUUUUGUCACAACCAUAGUCCCAAGGCUUGGUUGAUAAGAUAUCUUUUCAUAGAAAAAAAUCCUCUGGGACACUAUUUCAAGCCUUCAGAAUGAGUAUAACUGGUUGGGUUACAUUGCCCACCCUCUGCUGUAACUGUACUUGUGUGUUGGGGUCCAGCGGACACAGAGAAGAGGAGAGGAGAAGGUGGGGAGGUGGCCAGAGCUGGUCCUGAUGCUGCAGGUUGCAGCUGGCACUGAAGGAGAGCUCCAGGGGCUUGAGAAACCAAUAAAGACCUGGAGGGAAGAGAGAGAGAACUUAGGGAACCAGAACCAGAGAAAGCAGUGGUUUCAGAAUGGACUUAAAAGAAGAAAGGAGUUCUGGGUAAAUGUGAUGCCCACCCACCAAAAGUGGGGCUGGACUUUUAGGAAACAGCUCCUAGAAUUUUACCCCGAGGCUCGCAAGAGUCCUCUUAGAACUGGAACUACUUGUUUGGGGUAGAGCAUUGUAUUGGUCAUUUGGAAAAUCUAUCCAAGUGGGGGGGGGGGGGAGAGAGAGAGAAAAAAUCUUAGGUCCUUUGGUGGAAGGGUUUUGCUAGCGACCACAGGGCAACAUGACAGCUUCAGGCCCUGUCUACUGGCUGUUGGUACCCUGGAUGCCAGCUCAGUGAAAUCUUGUGGUGAGGCUCUGUUUGUAUUUUUAUAACUAAACAUUGAGAGAGGAGUCUGAACAACCCUGCUUUGCAACAAAUUUGUGCAAGCGCUGCUAGAGUCAUUUUGAAGCUCAUGCAUAUUUUAGCUCCAUCUCUUAUUUGUAUACUUUUUUGUUAUUUGUGAAAAUGGACAUUUUUGAACAUAUUUAUUUUUCUGCCACUUUUUCCUAUUCUUUAUUUAAAAAGACAAGAGAUACUUUCUUGAUCAUAAAUAUUUUGUAAUGAAAUACUUUCUUUUUCCUAGCGCUUUGUAGGCUCUUGUAUAGUUAUAUCGAUGGCAAUGUAGUUUGAAUUUCAGUCUGUAAAUAAGUUUUUGGCAAACAGAAAUUUUUAUUGUUUUAAAGAGUUUUGGAUAUUGGUAAUUUUUGGGGGGUGACUUGGUGGAGAGCCUUUAGGUUCUCUGUUUUUUUUAACUGCUGACAAAAAGUGGGAUUUUUGUAUAGUGGAUAAAAUGAAUUAUUGAAAACGUGCCUAUAGAAAUUAAUGGUAAGUGGGGUCUUUGUAGAUUCAGAAGUAGUUUUAACGUAGAAGGAUGUAAAUACAAAUAAUUCUAAUUUCAAAGGCAUUUGAGGAAAAAAAAUGCAUUGUGACAAUAAAACAAUGAUAUGGUUAAUCUAGAACUUUAUAAAGGGAGUACCCCAAUAAAGAGGCUUCUCACCCAAA